Molecule: messenger RNA, 387 nt
Organism: Mesorhabditis spiculigera
Lineage: Eukaryota; Metazoa; Nematoda; Chromadorea; Rhabditida; Rhabditidae
Source: the annotation of a GenBank genome assembly
AUGAAGAGUUCGCAGAGCGUACGGAAGCUGUUGCCGCGCAAUUGGCCGGACUCGGAAUCGGACUCGGUGACGUGGUGGCGACUCACGCUGCCCAAUCGCGCCGAGUUGCUGAUCCCGAUCAUGGCUGCCCGGCGCAUCGGUGCUGCAGCUACGCCCAUCAAUCCGAUGUUCCACCGCGAACGAAGCGGAUUACCAGAUCGCGGACUCCGGGGCCGAGUUGGUCAUCACCGCUACUCGCCGAUGCGCCCUCGGGUGGCCGUGCGGUGUUGGUCGUCGACGAUCUGGCGACAGUGCCGCCGACCGAUCCCCGACCCGGAAUCGAUGUUGCAGCAGACGAUCUGGCGUUGCUCAUCCUACACCAGCGGCUCCACUGGACGGCCCAAGGAG